Molecule: messenger RNA, 2556 nt
Organism: Contarinia nasturtii (swede midge)
Lineage: Eukaryota; Metazoa; Arthropoda; Insecta; Diptera; Cecidomyiidae
Exons: 2
Coding region: 300-2378 (692 amino acids)
Source: RefSeq, a predicted model, not a curated record
UCUGUGCAUUAAACAAAGUAUACAAUCAAUUUAACUCAAAUUUCUUGGUGAUGAGCUUAAUAAUAGACAUUUGUGACCAAAAAACAUUUUUGCUUAUUUAAUCAAUUAAAAUGUGUUCAGCAACGACAAAAACAAUCAUAGUUUCCUAAAAUAUGUGGUUGAAUUCAAUAGUAAGAAUAUAUUAUUUGCCAAAAUCGAUUUAAAUCAAUGAAUAAUUCGAAAAGAAUGGUGCGAUUUUCAUAGUGCACGGAAUUCAUUUCAAUCAAUAGAACAUUCCGAACCGAUUAAGUGUUCCAGAAAUGUUUCACCAGACAUCAAUAUGCUCGUUGUUUGUUGCCACCAGAAGCAAGCGUACAAUUUUAAAAUGUUUGGUACUUUUAAUUUUUGGCUUCGCUGUGCUGUUGUACAUCAUUGAUUUUUCAUCGUUGCGAUUAUUACCACUCAAGUUUCCGCUGACAUUUGGUAAUGGGUUCGAAGAGAAUCGAAAAUGGGAUUGGAAGUUUGUGGAAGAUAUGAAUGAAGAGGAUAAAGUUUUGUAUAAAUCAUAUUUUAUAAACACAGAAGGAUGUCGUAUGCCUAGUUUCAAAGUUUUUGACGAUAAUGUAAAGAAAUAUUUAUUAGACAUUCGACCCAUUCAAUGCGGUGGCAAGCCGUUAGUUAGAUCAAACAACAAUUACCUAUGGAUCGAUUUAAAUGUGACUGAAAUCGAAAGCACGUAUGACAUCGAUUAUAUCGAUGAAUUGCAGUGUGAAUACCAGCCAUUUCGACGGAAAAAUGAUUUUGAAAACGAGUACCCAAAACCCAGUCAAAAGGUUCGAUUUAAAUUUGGUGACGUUGUUCGUGUGCCGGAAGAAUUUAUUCGGGUUAUUUGUCGAGUGCUGGGACGAAAAAAGGCAAUUUAUGAAGACUAUCAUUUUUUCACGAAAAACAAAAAAACAACAACCGAAUCGCUGAAUCAUAAAACUCGAAUGGCAAACGAUGACAAUAACAAUGAUAGUGAGAAAAAUAAAAGCAAUGAACCGAUAAAUGUUAUGGUAAUUGGUAUCGAUAGUGUAUCACGUUUAAAUUUUCAUCGUCGUAUGAAUGAAACGGCCGAUGUGCUGCUGAAUAAUUUGAAGGCAAUCGAAAUGUUUGGAUUUAAUAAAGUUGCCGAUAAUACAUACCCAAAUUUGGUGCCAACGUUGACGGGUCUUGAUGAGAACGAACUUAUCACCGCAUGUAUUCCAACGGAAAAUGAUACAUACGAUCGCUGCAAUUUCAUUUGGAAAACAUUCAAAGAGAAGAAUUUUACAACAGCAUUUGUUGAAGAUAAUGCAGCGCUUGGUUUAUUCCAAUAUUUGAGACGUGGAUUUAAGGAUCAACCAACCGAUUACAGCAUGCGUCCAAUUUUAAUAGAAAUGGAGCAUCACACGGCUAAGCAAAAACAGUCGAAUACAUUUUUGUGCAUGGGAAAGCGGCGAACGUUUGAUGUUUUUUUUGAAUAUGUACAAAAAUUUAUCACAUCAAUGACAGACCGUCUACACUUUUCAUUCUUUUGGUCAGCCAGCUACACGCAUGAUUACCUCAAUAUGCCGGUCAUCAUUGAUAGUGACUUGGCCGAAUUUCUGAGUGAAAUGCAAAUAUCCGGCGCUUUGGACAAUUUAUUUUUAAUUUUAAUGAGCGAUCAUGGCUUGCGAUGGGGUGGUUUCAGAAGCACAUAUCAAGGUAUGGUAGAAGAGAGACAGCCAUUUUUAUUUUUCAUUCCGCCCAAACGAUUCGCCGAACGAUAUCCCGAAGCAAUGCGAAAUUUAGUAAGAAAUCGUCGUCGUUUGAUUACACAUUUUGAUUUGUACGAAACUUUACGGGAUUUAGCCGAUUUAAAAACACUCGAAUCAAAUGCAAUAAGAGAACGAGCCAAAGACUUAAAAGAAGCAGACCCAUUGCCGCGUGGCAUUAGUGCAUUUUUACCAAUUCCAUCGUCAAGAUCGUGUUACGAUGCAGCCAUAUCAGCACAUUGGUGUACGUGUCACGAAAGAUUUGAUUUGCCAGCAACGGAUCCUCGGGUCAGCGAAGUCGCUCGAUUAAUUGUUAGUGAAAUAAAUGCAUUGAUUAAGCCAUAUCCACAAUGUCGACUUUUACGAUUAAAUUCCGUUUUUAAUGCAAAUUUAGGCACUUCAAAUGAAAACUUUCGAAAUGUUACAAAUAAUUUUGUCGAUGUAACGGUUCGAUUACAAACUAGGCCCGGACUUGGUGAAUUCGAAGCAACCGCUCGCAUUCAUGAAAACAACAAUUUCGAAUUGACCGGAACAGUUAGUCGAACCAAUUUAUAUGGAAAACAAAGCUAUUGUAUCGACGAUUACAAAUUGAAAUUGUAUUGUUUUUGUGAUAAAUUCCAAUAAUAGCAAUUACAUAUGAUGACAAUAAAGAUGAUUGAAUAGAUUGAGUAGAGUAUAUUCGAUAUUUUGUACACCGAUUAAGCAUAUGUAUUAUGGUAUUGUUCUUAUCCUAAAAAAAAUAGCCUUAUUAUUUGGAAUAAAAUAUUGUUUUAAAACAAAAUGACCGAAAUUUCAUCACUAA